UGUAUCACUUUUUCAGUCAAUUGCUGGCCUUCUGUCUCUGGGAGGGAGACUUCUGUUAAUAUUGAGUACGAAGCUUCUGAAAUGUUUGACUUGCAAAAUGUAGUGAUAUCUAUACCUCUUCCUGCAACUCGUGAGGCACCAAAUGUUCUUCAGAUAGAUGGGGAAUGGAGGUAUAAUUCUAGAUCAUCUACAUUGGAGUGGUCAAUCCUUCUCAUUGAAAACACAAACCGCAGUGGAUCAAUGGAGUUUGUUUUACCUCCAGCUGAUCCUUCUGCAUUCUUUCCUAUUAACAUCAGUUUUAAUGCGGCAAAGACAUUCAGCGAUGCAAAGGUUGGUAACCUCAUCGUAAUUCUAUAUUUUUCUUUCUACUAAUGUCGUUAGUAAUUG
Molecule: messenger RNA, 387 nt
Organism: Dendrobium catenatum
Lineage: Eukaryota; Viridiplantae; Streptophyta; Magnoliopsida; Asparagales; Orchidaceae
Product: coatomer subunit delta-2-like
Exons: 3
Coding region: 82-372 (96 amino acids)
Biological process (GO): endoplasmic reticulum to Golgi vesicle-mediated transport; retrograde vesicle-mediated transport, Golgi to endoplasmic reticulum; Golgi localization
Cellular component (GO): COPI vesicle coat; cytosol
Source: RefSeq, a predicted model, not a curated record